Molecule: messenger RNA, 5085 nt
Organism: Seriola aureovittata
Lineage: Eukaryota; Metazoa; Chordata; Actinopteri; Carangiformes; Carangidae
Product: immunoglobulin superfamily DCC subclass member 3
Exons: 14
Coding region: 1-2109 (702 amino acids)
Biological process (GO): axon guidance; cell-cell adhesion
Cellular component (GO): plasma membrane; axon
Molecular function (GO): protein binding
Source: RefSeq, a predicted model, not a curated record
AUGAGGAAAGACUGGGAGCGUCACCAAGGCGGCUGUCUGUCCUCGGAGCUGUCUUUCCUGGUGGAGCCCAGCGACGUGAUCGCGGUGAGGGAUCGCCCGCUCAUGCUGGACUGUCGGGUUCAGGGCGAGGAACCCAUCAUGGUCACGUGGCGUAAAAACGGGGUGCCUUUACCCACCAGCCCGCGGGUUCGGGUGCUGGCGAAUGGCACGCUGUUCAUCACGAGCUUCCAGAAACGCAGAGAGGGGAGCGACGCCGAUAUGGGCGAGUACGACUGUGCCGCCCAGAAUCGCUAUGGCAUGCUGGUCAGUCGCAAGGCCAAAGUCCUGCUGGCAUCUCUUCCUAAGUUCCACACCCACCCGGUGUCCAUGGCUGUGGAUGAGGGAGGCGUUGCUCGUUUCCAGUGUCAGAUCAACGGAGUACCUGAAGCCAUCAUCACCUGGGAGAGAGACAGAGUAAAACUCAACACCACCGAAAUUAGGUACACUCUGCUGCCAAUGGGUAUUCUCCAGGUGACAGGUGUGAGGCAGGCAGAUGCUGGGGUUUUCCGAUGUGUUGCCGCCAACCCAGCCAACACUCGCUACAGCCAUGAGGCCAUGCUCAACGUCACGGGUGGAGCUUCCAGAAUCUACAAAGAGCCGUUCAUCCUGUCAGGACCCCAGAACCUGACCCUCACUGUCCAUCAGACGGCCAUCUUGGAGUGCAUCGCCACAGGAAACCCGAAGCCCAUCGUUUCCUGGAGCAGGCUAGACGGACGAUCCAUUGGAGUGGAGGGUAUCCAGGUCCUGGGGACGGGGAACCUGAUGAUCUCAGACGUUUCCCUGCAGCACUCUGGUGUGUAUGUCUGUGCCGCCAAUCGGCCCGGCACCAGAAUGAGGCGUACUGCACUUGGACGACUCGUGGUACAAGCUCCUCCCGAGUUCCUGCAGUGGCCGCAGUCUGUGUCCAAACCAGCAGGGGGCAGUGCAGUGUUCACCUGCGUGGCCCAGGGUGUCCCCGAGCCUCACCUCAUCUGGCUGAAGAACGGAAAGGUCCUGAUGCCCGGACACAACGUCAAGCUGACCAACAACAACAGCACUCUGGCUCUGACCCGUAUCAGCGCAGAGGACGAGGCCAUCUACCAGUGCAUCGCAGAGAACAGUGCCGGGACCAACCAGGCCAGCGCCCGUCUGGCUGUGGCCCAGGCUAAAGACCUGCCCGCCGCCCCCGAGGGCCUCACGGCCAGCGGCCUGUCCGCCAACGCCCUGCAGAUCACGUGGAGCCAGCCGCCCUCCAACGUCACCGACAGCAUCAUCGGAUACGUCCUGCACAUCCGCAAGAUAGGAGAGCCUGACAGUCAGGAGCUGCAGGAGGCCAUCAGUAAAGGCACCUUCCAGCAUGAUGUGACCAACCUGGAACCAGCCACCACCUACAGCUUGUACCUGAAGGCCUACUCUCCUCUGGGCGCCAGCCAGCAGUCCCGCACUGUGGUGGCUACGACGCUGGGUGGAGUACCGACCCCUCCCACCUUCUUCACCAAGGUGGUGAAUUCCAGCGCUGUGCAGGUGCUGUGGGAGCUGCCCAGUAAGGCCGGCAAGGCUGAGGGCUUCAGGCUGUCGUACCGCAAGGUCCCCCACGCCGACUUCCAGGGACCCGUCCAGCUGCCCUGUCACAUCAAUGCACACACCAUCUCCAACAUGGAACCGGGCGCGGUGUACGAAGUCAAACUGGUGGCCUACAAUGGAAACGGCGAGAGUGACUGCUCCAAGAGACUGGUGUCGCUGGCGGAGGAAGGCCUGAGUGACCAAAGCACAGGGGGCAACAGUCUGUGUCAGUGCAGAGAUGGAGAGGCCUCUCUGGGCAGCAUUGUCAUCGGCAUCCAUAUUGGCACCGCCUGCAUCAUCUUCUGCGUGCUCUUCCUCAUGUUCGGAUAUCGACGCAGUCUUUUCUGCAGUAAAUGGACUCAGGACAGCUGGUCUGUACCGAGGGACAACACAGGACACAUUAGGAACCCUAAAGAUGGAGCAAACUGCCCCAGAGUGGAGUCAACGCCUCAGGUGGUCUGUCCGGCAGAGUGCCAGGUCAUCAUUGAGCAGCAGUCAUCAGGUUUGCCUGGCAUUGGCACUGGCUAACACUGGUCAAUAAUAUCAACAUAACCCCCCCCCCCCCAUACCCCUGCCCUCCUCCCUCCCAACUAUCCCCCACCAUGUGUGCUACUCGCCUAGAAAAACCCAAGCCUCUCUUUGAUAGAGGUCAUAAACCUGCUGCUAAUAACCUGAACGUAGCCUCCACACAACAGGGACAGAGCUAGAACACAUACCGACCCUUACCACUCCACCGCCCCCAUCCUCACCCCUACCUCAAACCAAAGCUUAAUGCCUUUAUUGCCUGUGCGUGUGCACAUGUGCAUGCUUUAAAAAAAAAAAAAAAAAAAACGCCUUCAAGAAGCAUGGCCGCUCCAGAUCAGGUCCUGUCACGUUCUUUUCCGUCACUUUUCCAGAGGGAGUCUGUUCUAUAACCAAAACCUUCCACUUCUCAGAUCUCCCCUGGUGCGCUGACGUGUUAAAACCCCUAAAUGAAGCCAAAUGUUUUCACCUGACCAGGACCUGUAUCAACGAAUCUGUUGUGACAGAACUCUUGAUUUCACCGUCAGUUCCUCUGCAAUAAGAAAUGGAAGAAACACAGCUGCCUUUGCAAACGCCUUACAGAGAGAGUCUGAUUACAAAAUGACCGUACGAGCUCCUUAAGAAGAACCAAAACCUGCACACCUCCAAAAGAUAAAAAGAAAAGCUACCUCAGUCUGAGAAGAAUGUCUGAGCCAUAGUUGAGGCCAGUGUUAGCCUACCUCGACCAAACCCCCCCCCCCAGCUCCUUCCUCAACCAGUGCCAGUGCCAGCCGCCAACCAGGCCAGUCCAGAGAGUGCUCACCAGGAUGACUACCAUGGAGAGCAUAACCAUGGCGGUCUGAAGUCCACCACCACAAGCCUAAGCCUUACGGCCCCAGAGGUCAACAUGAGCCUGAACAACCCCCUGUCCCAGUCAGGUGACCUUUGUUCCCACCCACAUUGUUUUGGUGGAAAUCUCCUCCACGAGUUUCCAUCUCCAAAGACGUGCGUGUGCAGAGGAUGUAGCUCAUGGAAAAUAUGGACCGACGAGCUUCGUGAACAUUUAAGCCACGCACAUGAAGUCCUUUUUUAAAGAAAACAAGUUCAGACAAACACAACUGUUGUUUGAUCUGCGCAAACCUCAUGGCAUAUUGACGACAAGCCAAAAAAAACAAAAAAAACAAACUUUGAGGCCAUGCUGCCAGGUUAACUCUCCAGAUGCCAAACUGGUCGUCCUGGGGCCUCGACGACACUGAGUUGGCGGCUAAAGAAGUUUUAUGAAGAUACUUGUGUCUCACCGAGUCAGCCUAUCCAAAAAGUUCUAUGAAAACCAAGCUGAAUGAUUGACCCAAAGAUGUAAACAUUUUGAUGGUUUUCUUUAUUUUCCUUUAAACCUUUAUUUUAAGAGAGACUACUUUACAAUUUUUUGGACUGUUCCUGUUUGAAAGGGGUCACCUGUGUGUAAAGUGCUUUAACUGAACCCAAACCAAAAAGAUUUUGCCAUAAUUUCACCACCUUUUUGUUUAAAAUACGAUCUUUCAUGUCUUGUUUGUCUAGUUUGGAAGUUAUUCCAGGUGCACCCCUUCAACACAGAACUGUAUUUUGUUGAUUCUAACACUUAACUUUUAAAGAGUGACCAAAUGAAGAUGUCAGAUAUUUUGAAAGACUUUAUGUCAAUACUAUAAGGAAAACUUUGUGUCUAUUUUAAAGUAGGAGUUCUUGCCAAAUAUUUAGCUAUAAAUAUGUAACCAAAUACCUCUACAUUUUUAACAUUCAUAGUCUUUACCUUUACACUUCCUCAUAACCAAAGCACAGAAACAUGCUUGCGAGCGUGGCGACGUACAUGUGUGUGAAUGGAUAACAGUGGGUAAACCUUGAGGACAGAAGCUUUGAGAGGGAAACACAACUUUAGAAUGAAAAUGUUUCUUUUGACCCAAAUUAAUCACCAAAGAACACGACUAACUUCAGUCUAUAGUGAACAGAAACACAAAAGUCUCUUAGACAAAGAAAAUUUUAAUGAAAAAGUGCUUUAAACCACGACUUUGUUCAUAUAUUAUUACAGUGUGUGUCGCCUCAGGUGUUUAUGGUCCUCAAGGUCUACCUGAACCCUUUAUGAGUGUUAAAGGUUUUCUCAAAGCAGAGCAGUAUAAAGCCUCGGACUUCUCCCCUGUUCUUUUUUCACACAAUUGAAAGCUGUUGAGCCAAUGUGAUACCAAAAAGUGUAUUUGAUAUGGAAGACCUAAAAAGUCGAUGUGUCUUUAGUGUGAAGUAUGUAGUGGUUAAACUAGUUUUUAAAAUGGAAAGCAUUUAUGCUAAUGCUUCUGUUUUGAACGAUUCAUUUCUCUUUUCAUUUGAGUCUUUUGUUCUUCCUGCUGUGCUCAGGAAAAGUUGCCAAAACGAAUGUUCGCUUCUGUUGAAAGUUUUUAUUGUUAUUAUUAUUGUUAUUAUUAUUAUUAUUAUUAGAUUAGGAUCAAUUCAAAUGUUUUCAUUUGUUUCACACGUGGAAGGAUGAUAUGAAAAUGUUUGUUAGGAUUACUUUGUGACGGAUUCUUUGAGCGAAUGAUGUGAGUUUUCCAGAGAAUUCAGACUCACGUCGUGCCCUGAAGAGCCAGUGACUAGAAGACAAAGAACGACAAAAAGAGAAAAAAAAACUGUAGGAAAGUAGAAACUGGCUGCUAGUACCAAUGAGAAAUGAUGCUUUAAUGAUGACAAGUGCUUCUAAUGUUCUCUAAACUUUCCACUGGUUCAUUGUAGCCAACUGCAAAACUAAAGCUUUAACCAGUUGUGACCGAGGUCCCGUCCUCGGUCUUUGGCCUAAAAUGAAAAGGUUUGGAGGACUGACUGCGGAGAAGUCGCAGCUGGAAACAGAGACCAAGCUGUGACCUGUGAAGUUUUAAAGGUACAUUUAUUUUAGUUCAUGCAAAUCACAACAGAUUUCAGGCCAGGAACACACUGGCUGCGUGGCGUGUGCGCUGCGUGGCGUGUGCGCUGCGAGGCGUGUGC